This is a messenger RNA of Suillus bovinus, 1479 nucleotides long. RefSeq lists its product as uncharacterized. Bases 1 to 1479 code for a protein of 492 amino acids. The transcript is spliced from 4 exons. The record is from RefSeq and is a predicted model, not a curated record. NCBI's taxonomy places the organism in Eukaryota, Fungi, Basidiomycota, Agaricomycetes, Boletales, Suillaceae.
AUGCUUACAGUAGCUCAGAAGAAAGACCGAAUUCAUUCAAUAGUCCUUAAGGAUGAAGAAAUUGGAGUAAUGAUUGAGGAAGACAGAGGCAGGGAUUGGGGACAUGUCAAGUGGGCAAGGAAGGUAUCACACAUGGCACAAGGCUUCAACGACACCCAGUGCCAUCUAUUGGACGCCGUGUUAGAAAACACUCCCAAAGUAUUGUGUGACUUCUUAGACAACCAUUACAACACUUGGGCAGAAUUUGAGGCAGAUGUUGCCAAAAUCUCCGCAUCACAACUCAGGAAGGCAAAGCAAUGGCUGGUACAAGAACACAAACUUCAAGAAGACAUAGACAAGCUCCAGAACCAGGUCAAUGGAAAUUGCAAGAACCCCGCAUCACCGUCUCAGAACAACCAGACCCCAUACGUUCCACCACCAGCUUGUCGUUACAGCUAUUGCUACGGCACACCAUCUACCUUAGCAGCACAACCUCAGGCAACCACACCUCUUCAGCCUGUUCCCCCUCCCACCACAUUCCAAAAUCCCCAAAUGCCUGUAACGUUGCAGAUUCUGGAGACUCCACAAGCUUCUAACCUGUUUCUGCCUAUGACACCAAUCACACAAGGUAACCUCUUCUACGGCUACAGAGGAUUCCCACAGACUCCCACCAGAGCACAAGGAGGAUCACUGAUAGACAGAGCAUGUGCAGCAGCACAAUAUGUGACCAUCACCCACCAGACACAGAGGCAGGGAAACAGGUCACUGGUGUUAACGCCCAGUGCAGGUUCACCCACAAACGUACAAUUUGUGACACCUGCAACAGGACCUCCCGCAAGCACGCAAUAUGUAGCACCUACAACAACGAUGAACUACCCGCAGUACCCGUACUACCCACAGGAAGCCUAUAAUCCAUAUGAUGACCCGUCAUCCCCAAACCUUUCAGAUAUCACAUUUAGCCUCCCAUCAACAGUACCAACCUCAACUAACACAUCAGACUUCAACACCUCAGUCAUCAAUUUACCAAUGGGAGACCAGACUCAAAUGGACAACCAAGAUGCAGAUGAGAACCUUGUCGACUCCAAUGAUUCUCUGCUAGAUAUGAACUCGGACUCUGAUUCGAAUUUUUCAUCUGCUUUACCUUUUUCAGAUUCAGAUUCUGUACUAAUAUCCGCACCUACCUUUUCUGGACACUCUUCUGUUACAUUUUCAUCUCCUGACAUAGUCGAACCCAUCUCAAACACUGAAGAAUCAGACCCAGAGAUCCCAGCAUCCAUAGAUUCCAGUACCAGUACUACAGAAUCUGUACUGAGUGUCAUAUCUACUCCUAAAUCCAUCCAAGUUGCUGAUUGCUAUCAGAGUGCAAAUGACCAAAAUGUCACCGACCUACACAACCUGUCAGAUCAAUGCAGCCACAUCAAGAAAGCAAACUACAAUUCUGAGGUACCAUCCCAGAGAAUAUGGACAGGAAUGUUCAAAUGGAACAAGGCAAAGAUCUGA